Messenger RNA from Terrapene triunguis (Three-toed box turtle), 851 nucleotides. RefSeq names its product glutathione peroxidase 3 (gene GPX3). Gene Ontology annotation, molecular function: glutathione peroxidase activity. The transcript is spliced from 5 exons. Gene Ontology annotation, biological process: response to oxidative stress. Lineage: Eukaryota; Metazoa; Chordata; Testudines; Emydidae. The record is from RefSeq and is a predicted model, not a curated record.
GCUGUUGUGCUCGAAGGUGGCACAGUGUGGGGAAGAGGACAGUGACGGAGAAGCCCAGCCGGACACGGGCACCCAGCUGCUGUGCUCCGUGGGGCAAGAAGAGGGUGUUGGCACCCCACAGCUGCCAUGGGGGGCAGACUCAGGGGCUCUUGGAUUUUCCCCUUGUUCUUGGCUGGGUUAAUUCAGCCUAACCAGGGGCAGGAGAAACAGAAGGUGGACUGUUACAACUCGGUGGAGGGAACAAUCUACAAGUAUGGGGCCCUCACCAUAGACGGACAGGAGUAUAUCCCCUUCGGGAAGUACAAAGGGAAGAUGAUCCUCUUUGUGAACGUGGCUACCUACUGAGGACUCACCAUGCAGUACCUGGAAUUGAAUGCACUACAGAAAGAGCUGGCGCCGCACGGACUCGUCAUCCUGGCCUUCCCCAGCAACCAAUUUGGCAAACAAGAACCUGGCGACAACGCCGAAAUCCUCCCCGCGCUGAAAUACGUCCGGCCCGGGGGCGGCUUUGUCCCGAAUUUCCAGCUUUUUCAAAAAGGGGAUGUGAACGGGGAGGAGGAGCAGAAGUUCUACACCUUCCUGAAGAACUCCUGCCCUCCCGUGGUGGAAAGCUUCGGCGACCCCAAAAGGCUCUUCUGGGAGCCCCUGAAGAUCCACGACAUCAAGUGGAACUUCGAGAAGUUCUUGGUUGGCCCGACUGGGCGGCCCGUGAUGAGGUGGGGCCCCAGGACAAACUUGGCCGUGGUGAAGAAUGACAUCAUAGAUUACAUGAAGCGGCGGGUCUUUGGUCAGAGGAGGCUGCCCCUGGUCAGAGAAGACUAAUGUAGAGAUGUCAGCGGUGGGGUGGAGGG